UACAGUUGACCACCGUCCGGCGCGUGCUGUACACGCGUCCCGCACGAUACACUCCCGAACGAAUUUCACCGAACUUAUAUCACUGGCUGGAGAUAAAUAUUUGGAAAAGAAAACAAUAACCAAAAAAAAAGAUGCAUUGUCUUUUGUCGGGCGCAAUUCGGAUUUCGAAAUUGAAGUGAUGUGAUAAAAUUGUGUUUAAAUAAGAAUUUUUUUAUUUGUUUUAAUUUAUCUUGUUUUGUUUUAUGACAAGUUUCGGUUUUGUUAACAGUUUACUGAUUUUCAAGAACAUUAAUCUGCAGAUUUAUUAUUUUUAUUUGGCACAUUUUCGGAUUUUAUUAUGGUGUUCGGGAUAACGGGCGAAAGUGUGUCACAAUGCUAAAAAUUUUUGGGCCAAGGGCCCAACCACACGUGGAGAAGCUCCGGGACAUCAAAGCGGCCCAUUGAUUUAUCACAGUAUGGUAACGUGCGACGAAAGCGCGGCGUGUGGCGGGUUCCGACUGGGCGCGCGAGAGGAUGAGGCACGCCGCUCCCGCGCGCCGAGCGUGUCCUCUCUCUCUCUCUACAAGCAGAAGAUUGAUGCCCUUUUUGAUGACAGCCGCUCUGUGGCCAGCCUGCCGCAGUACGGUCCCAAUUUGACUGUGUCGGAGCUGGGAAGAAGGGAUAGCAAGAUCAGUUCUACACGGGAGAGUAAAGCGACGAUCUACGAAGAUGGUGACGAUUAUUGCGAGAAUAAACUUAACAAGAUCAACAACACUGUGCAAGAUCGAAUAGAGAGGAUGUUCGCGGAAAUGGCGGGAGAAUCCAGACAAUCCACCGAAAAUAUUGGAGUCCACAUAUUCAGCGUACAUUACCUCGGCUCCACCCCCUUACAAAGUAAAGUCACCAGUUUGUCUGGACUCCAAACGCCACUGAAAGAUUUAUAUUUUGCAUAUAGAAGAAAUUUUCGCCACAAAAGUGCACUAACUGGCAGAUUAGAAAUAUCCAAAAGUGGUCUCAAAGUUAGAUAUAAAGGAGAAAAGGGUGAUUUGGAACAGUUGAAUCCUUUCCCCACGAUAGCUGUUUGGUCAGCCGUCAAAUUCGUAGUUCAAUCCUCAGACAACGACAGUCGCGAACUAAGUUAUGCAUUCUUACCUUUAAUAACAGAUCCAGAUAACAUCGAUAGACAUGCCUUAUUCAAAGAUAUGGACCCACCUGAAAAAAAAUACAUCCUCUCCCACAACGAAAAUUCACAUUCGCCACUUUUCGCUGUCGUGAUGAGGAAGAUAGGCGUUGCUAAACAAUUAGAGUGUCAUGGGUUUGUAUGUCAAACGACGGAAGACGCUAUAGUCAUAGCGGCUACGCUAUACAAGUCCCUCAUGUCACAUAUGAGUCGGCAAGGCCACACCGAUAAAAAGAAAUUAAAGAAUCGAAAUGGAGUGAGCUGCAUGAGUGUAGCAAGCAGUCUGUCUCCAAACGAGGUUCCUGUCAGACCACCUCGGAAAAAACGAAGUAAUUCAUCUUUAAGUGGAGACAGUGACAGGGCAGAUGGUUUCUCUGCCAGCGAAUCAUAUAACGAAAAACAUAAAUCGGACAGGACAAAGAAAUAUUCGACGGAGAGCAUGCCGCGUCUUCCGCCGCCCCCGUGUGUACCUCACGUUGAAGCGAAGCGAAUCACAGUUGAAGAAGUGAAAGCUAAAUUGGAUUCAAUAAAACAUAAUGACACUAGUGGCAGCGACACGCAAGGAUCGAAAAAGUCAGUAGCGAAGCAUUCUCUUAAUGCAAGUAGUAGAAUUCAAAAUCUCCAGAAACCUCAUAGUAGUACGGAAUCAUCAGUUCGAAGUAAGGUGUCAGAGAAAAUAGAGCUUUUUAGAGAAUUAGAGCGGCGGAAAAACAUUCAAAGGCCACCGACAUUACCACCACCUGUACCGUCAAAGCCACCAUUGGAGACGACAACAGAGGCAUCCAAAGAGCCUUUGAGAAGAAGUCAAAGCGGGAGAAAGUCUAUAAAUGAAUCUGGUGAUAUACUCACUAAAGUCGCUAUUCCACGCUCUGGCAGCUUCCUUAACGCUGGUGGUCUGACUCGGUACAAGUCCAUCGGACACAGAAAUAAUGGCAAAAAGGGAGGAGGAUCGCCUUUAGGCUUCAAUGAACUUUUCAAUGAAUUCAAAGUUCAAGAAAACUUGCACUCUAUGGACGAGAUCCUAAAUGCCAUAAUUGAUGCAGAAGGAAUGUCUUUUAAUGACUUAAAGCCGAUUUACAAAGAGUUUUUGCUCAAAUUAGCGGUAACGUUGACAAAAGACGAAAUAUUUCAGCAUAGUAAAGCGAUAAUGAAAAAACAAAAGAAAAAGAUAUUGCGAAGAAACAGUUUGUUCCAAAAUAAAAGGAGAAAAAUGUUUAAAGGAGCUAGCGGUUUGAGAAUGGUAUUUCGACUACCGUUCGGUAAAGAAGUUAGAAGAAAAGAAAAAGAGAUGUCUCCUUUGGGCUCCAUUGAUUUUCAAGUAGGUGACCCUAAGGAACCCAUAUCUGAAAGUUCGGUGUCAACAUCAAGCUAUGACUUGAGACAAUUCCGACCAAAAGAACCAGUUUUACCGCCACCAAAAAGGCAAGCCAUGCGACAGCGGAAUUCCAAGCGAUCUGAAAAAAUGGUCCAAGUAUCGAAGCGAAACGGUAAAGUGUCAAGACCUGGGGAGAGGACCUCGACGUCAGAAGAUUCGGAUUUUCUGACCUUAAGCAAUCGACUCGGGUGCCAGAAUAGAAAUAGUUCUAGCGGUUAUGUGUCCUGUUCCGAAUGUGAGUCUGAAAGCUGUAUAGACCGAUGUUACUGUUCCCUGAAAGAAACCAGCAAGAAGUGCUACUGCUCCGUCGCAGACGACAAGCGAGAUCCAGCGAAAGCCAGGUUGCUGAGUAAAACCAAAAAUUGCAAGGAUUGCUUAAAAGAAGUUUACGACGGUGACUUCAGCUACUGUUCAUGCGAUUCUGAGAGCUGUGCUGACAGCAAUAAGUGCUAUUGUGCCGGUCCCCGUCGUACCACUAUGCAGACUUCACAAAGUCUUGAGUACCUUCGCAGUCCUUCACAAAAGACCUACUCGGACAGAUUGAAGAGAGCCUUCGAUGACUACGACGGCAGUAGGGGUAGAAACAGGUCGGGCAGCCUGGCCGGCCGGCGACGCACGGAGCGGCGGCGCGCGCGCUCGUCCGACAGCCUCGCGCUGGACUACGAGCUGCUGCUGCAGGACCGCGCGCGGGACACGCGCAGCCGCAACAUGCAGCGUCUCACAGUCCGCAGUACGGGCGCGGGGUCGCAUGACGCCCUGAGCGUGAAAAAGUCUGCGGAGAUGGCGGCUCUGUUCGCGGACGUGCGCCUCUCGCAGAGGACGGACGUGCGCGCGCUGUGCGGGGGCGGCGGGGGAGGUGGGGGAGGAGUGUCGGGCGCGGGGGGGAGGAGGGCGCGGCCGCCGCCCCUGCCGCCGGCGCCGCCCCGCCCCGCGCCCCCGCUGGCCAGGAUGUUCGACCACCGUCCGCUCAGCAGAAACGCAAGCCUUGAAGAUACUCUGGGGUAUUUGCCGUAGUUUUUCUUAGGAUGUAGUAGCGUAAAAUUGCUAUGCGAAACGAGAAAGGAGUUUCGUGAAUUAAAUUGGCAUAUCUUUUCUCCUCGCUAAGACCCUUGUUGAAUCUUUACGUAGUUUGUUUUUUUAUUCUGGUAUGUCAAAAGUAUGUUGUAUAAAGGAAGAAUGUCAAGCAAGCGUAUGAAAUUUAGUUACUCGAUCACGGAGACUGCUCUCUAAUUUAGAAAAAAAAGAAAAAGUGUAAAUAACAAUAAGAAUCAUUGUUUCUCUCAAGCAUAAAAUAUGUUUUUUUUUCUUGGAAUACUAAUUAAUGUUCAGCUUACAUCUAAAGAAUCAAAUAAAUUGUAGUAUUUUUUUAUUAUAAACUUUCUCACAAACACAUUUUCACGGAAUAUUUUUUUCAACUUUUGGUUAUCAUUCAGAAUAUUUUGUUCGAUAACUCUUUACACAUCGUAUUUUUCGUGUAAUUCGUUGUAACCGUAUACCACCUUAUUAACUGAAUAAGGAUUAUAAGUAUAUCGAUUGUUUAUAAGAACUAUGUAUGUAGUUAUUUAUUGAAUAACCAUUUUAUACAUAGGUGCAAUAUAUUGAGUCACUCAUAAUUGUUAAUUUAGUUAUGUUAGUUGUUCACUUUAGUGUUUGGGAUACUAUGAAGUGAUGUUUAGUAAGUGGCUUCAAGCUGAAUAAGCAGCUAUUCGCGGUUCUAAAGAAAAUCAGCGCAUGGCAAAAUAAAAUAGCUAACUUUGCUCAUAAAAAUUUGGAAGGAUAACAAAUUCCAUUAUUUUAAUUCCAAUAAUUUUAGACAAAUUCCAUGUGUUGUUUUUAAGAAACAAUUAAAACAUUUUUUUAAGAAAUUGAAAGAGCUAAUUACUAUUAUUACCAUCGCGGUCUAAACAUCGUUUCAUCGUCCCCUAAGUAGCAUAGACUAGUGCAUUUCGUUGAUCUUAUAAAACCAUUGUGCAAUUUCGGUGCAAUAUUUUUAAAGUUAAGUACCUACUGGAUCACUCCCAGAGUGCAAUAUUAUGCUGUAAAUAUACACGUGUUGAAGAAAUAAAUAAUAAAAAUUAAAA
This is a messenger RNA of Plodia interpunctella (Indianmeal moth), 4615 nucleotides long. RefSeq lists its product as uncharacterized. The record is from RefSeq and is a predicted model, not a curated record. The transcript has 9 exons. Bases 456 to 3548 code for a protein of 1030 amino acids. Lineage: Eukaryota; Metazoa; Arthropoda; Insecta; Lepidoptera; Pyralidae.